Dunckerocampus dactyliophorus (ringed pipefish) is the source of this 1288-nucleotide messenger RNA. RefSeq names its product transcription factor HES-5-like. The record is from RefSeq and is a predicted model, not a curated record. Gene Ontology annotation, molecular function: protein dimerization activity; DNA-binding transcription factor activity, RNA polymerase II-specific; RNA polymerase II cis-regulatory region sequence-specific DNA binding. Gene Ontology annotation, biological process: anterior/posterior pattern specification; regulation of neurogenesis; regulation of transcription by RNA polymerase II. Gene Ontology annotation, cellular component: nucleus. The coding region runs from base 14 to 391 and encodes 125 amino acids. The transcript is spliced from 2 exons. NCBI's taxonomy places the organism in Eukaryota, Metazoa, Chordata, Actinopteri, Syngnathiformes, Syngnathidae.
CACGCAUCCAGCCAUGGCACCUACAAUCACUGCAGCAGUCUGCAACUCUCAGCAGCACGUGACACUCACACACAAGCUCAGAAAGCCUCUGGUGGAGAAGUUACGCCGACAGCGAAUCAACAGCAGCAUCGAGCAGCUCAAGUCACUCCUGGCUCCGGAAUUCCUCACGCAGCAGCCGGACUCCAAGCUGGAGAAAGCAGACGUCCUGGAGAUGACCGUCUGCUUCUUUACGCAGCUGCAAGGAAGACUUCCGGAGCACCUCCAGCAGCUUCAAUCUUCCUGUGAGGGGAAGCUGAGAGAGGAGGACUUCUCACCCCUGAGCGCUCCAGUCCACAGCAGCAUCACUAAGGAGGAGAGCUCAGUUCCCAGCGCCCCCUGGAGGCCCUGGUAGACACAGACAGACUGACAGGGACAUGGUCAAAGAUGGCUGCUCUGAUUUCUUCACUCUUGAAGUCGCGUCUUCUUCUGUUUGGACAAAAGCUAUAUUUGUAUUUCUUUUAUUUCUUAUUAGAAAUAUUGGAGAAGGUAUCUUGUCAUGCAUGAUGCAUGAAUCACAUUUGAUUGCUAUUUGGCAGUUUUUAAAAUAUAUUUUUUAUGGAAAUUGUAACAAACUGUACAAUAGUAUUGAUCAUAUUGAUCAUCAGUCCUCGACAUGAGACAGUUAUAUUUUACUUUAUUAUUUUGCUGAAUGACUUUUCCAGUGGAAACAACAGCAGUAAUAUUUUUCACUUUUGGAAUGAAAACAUUUUGUCAUGCAUGAUGCAUGGAUCAUAUCAUUUGAUUGCGUUUGCAACCAAUAGUUUGUGAGGCUAUUUAUAAACCAUUUUUGCGGAAAUGGCAUCUUACUUUGUUUGUAAUCACGUUGAUUUUCCUUGACAAACCAAAAUAUACUUUUGAUUUUGCUGGAUGAAACAAUAGCAAAAAAAGGAGUAAAGACUAACUGAUUUUGCUAUAUAUUUUUUAAAAUAAUCUUUGCCAUUCACGUACAUUAUGUAUGUAAAUGUAAAUUUGACCACAUUGUGUUAAAUCGUGAUGUUAUUGAUCACAUUGAUUCCUAAUUGUGCAUUCAGUGGACCUAAUUGUAUGUGGAACAAGUGUAAAAAAAGUUAUCAAAAGUUAUCACUCUGUGACAAAGGACAUUCUGAGCAGCUUUAAGGUUGUUCAUUUCAGACAAAUUAUUGUCUUUACUUUGUGCAUUUGAACAGACUGUGUUCCUAUAUUGUGUCUUUUAUAAAGACAAAUGUUUGUUUACAGCUACUUGUGUGAUGGAUCAUCACUUUAUGAAAAC